Molecule: messenger RNA, 783 nt
Organism: Mercenaria mercenaria
Lineage: Eukaryota; Metazoa; Mollusca; Bivalvia; Venerida; Veneridae
Exons: 1
Coding region: 1-783 (260 amino acids)
Biological process (GO): G protein-coupled receptor signaling pathway
Cellular component (GO): plasma membrane
Molecular function (GO): G protein-coupled receptor activity
Source: RefSeq, a predicted model, not a curated record
AUGACGGAAUGGAUCAUUUACACGGCUGGUAUGAGUUCCUGUUGGAUAAUUGUGGCAGUUACUAUAGAAAGGGCACUUCUCACGUUGUUUCCAACGACAGCAAAGUCAAAAAUGACAUCUCGAAAUGCUUUGAUUGUUUCAGUAACUUUACUGAUAUCCGUUGCUUUGCAUAAUGGAAACUUACUUUACGCCUACACAUUUACGGAGGUAAAUGUUAACGUGACAGACAGAAAUGAAACGAAAAUGAGACAUGUGAAAUCAUGUUCGCUUCGAGAUGAACACACACAUUUCUACAACAACACAUGGAGCGUCAUGCUUUUUCUAACAGGCUCCUUGUUGCCCAUAGCAUUUAUUGUGACCGGAAAUGCAAUCGUAGGGAUAUGUUUAAUCAAACGCAGGCGAGCUCUUCAGCGAAUCCAGGCUAUGGAAAGAAGUAACGAAACAAAUGCUUACCAGAGGUCUAGAAAUGGUUUCAGUAAAAAGAUGUUCUUCGUACUCAGUGGCGUCUUUAUAGUCACAACUGUGCCAUACGGUGUCUACUUUGUACGUCUCGAAUACCACCAAGAAGUCAGCGGGCAUACUCUUGCCAAGUACCAGCUGGUGUCCGUAUUGAUGAAAUGCUUAGUGUGGAGCAAUUUUAGUUUCAACUUUUUUCUUUACUUUAUGACCGGAACGUUGUUUAAGAAAGAAUUUAAGAAGAUGCUAGAAAGUGCACGGAAACCCGUUUGUUCGAUAACUGGAAGAUCUACUGUUCAUCCGUUGGAAGAGAGACCCGACCUUUGA